Messenger RNA from Apus apus (common swift), 2555 nucleotides. It is a transcript of the gene SELENOP, whose product is annotated as selenoprotein P. The transcript is spliced from 5 exons. Gene Ontology annotation, biological process: selenium compound metabolic process. The record is from RefSeq and is a predicted model, not a curated record. NCBI's taxonomy places the organism in Eukaryota, Metazoa, Chordata, Aves, Apodiformes, Apodidae. Gene Ontology annotation, cellular component: extracellular region. Gene Ontology annotation, molecular function: selenium binding.
AAAAACACCUUGCCAUUCUGCACGGUAAAUAGUUUCCACUUGGAAUAAGUUAAUGGAGAAAUAUUUUGGCUAGUUUUGAUAAAGGGGUUUGCUUUGCUUGCAAGGUCACUCAGAAUAAGCUCCCUGAACUUUGAACCGUAUCUGCAAAGUGAGAUAAACAAGAGCAGUAUAAAUACCACAGCCCUUUCCCCCACAGUGCUUUCUUCUGCUGCAGAGUUUAGCGGAGCUGCCAAGGAGGCGGGGGAGGAAAGGAUAAAGCCCAGUCAUGUGGGCAGGGCUGGGGCUAGUUCUGGUUCUCUCUCUCCUCCCAGGAGGAGGGGCAGAGAUCCAGAACUGCAAGGAGCCCCCAGAAUGGCGUAUUGGGGAGGAGAACCCCAUGCUGAACUCUCGGGGUUCAGUGACAGUGGUGGCUCUCCUCCAAGCUAGCUGAUACUUGUGCCUGAUGCAGGCUUCCAGACUGGAGGAACUGCGAGUGAAAUUAGAGAAUGAAGGCCUGGUCAACAUCUCGUAUGUGGUUGUCAAUCAUCAGGAAACUCCUUCCCAGAGGAAAGUUCACCUAUUGAAAGAAAGUGUUUCAGACUACAUUACUGUUUACCAGCAGGAUGAGCAGCAACCUGAUGUCUGGACUACCUUAAAUGGAAACAAAGAUGACUUUCUCAUCUAUGACAGAUGUGGCCGUUUGGUGUACCAUCUGGGUCUGCCCUAUUCCUUCCUGACUUUCCACUAUGUAGAAGAUUCUAUUAAGGUUGCUUACUGUGAAAACAAGUGUGGAAACUGCUCUUACACGGAACCUGAUAUUGAUGACAUAUGUGAAAACAUCACUAAAAAAGCAGAUGAAAAGCUAGCAGAGCUUGAACCCAGACCAGCUGGUCCACAUUCCCACCAGCAGAACCUGAACAGACACAGGCACCACCAUGGCAAGGGCAGUCGUCAGUCCAAAAAUGAGAACCAUCAGGCUCUUUCUGGAGCUCACGGACAACCUCAGGGCGGUCGGCACCACAGGGUCUUUGGCCAGAGCAGACAUGAUCAGACAGGUAGUCACGAACAGGUAGAUGCUGUUCCUCCAGGAGGAAGUGUGGAAAUUACACAAGAGAGAAAGCUAUGAAAAAAAGGGAAAGCCAACUGUAAAAACCAGUUAACUUGAAAUUGGCCGACAGCAUCAGACACAACUUCUAGUAGCUGAUGCUGACAUUGUCGACACCUUUUGUUUGAAGAGCUAGGAAAUUCUGUCACUUGACAGUGUCGUGGAGCACUUCCAAAUUCUUGCAGGUGACAUGGACAGCUGUCAGCAGAGGACAUCACUGAAUCUUGACAGUGACGUCUGCUCACUGCUGCCUGACAGUCAUCAGCAGCAAGAGCAAGUGAAACCAGUGACACCUGAGAGUGACAGGAAGAGGCAAGGAACUGAGCCUGAAAAACAAACUAAACACCUUUAAAGUGCAGGGGAGUCCUACUACUUAAAGUAAUAUGGUUGAAAGAGCGAAAAAAAUAGCAAAUUAACUGUUUUUAUUGCCCUUAAUUAAAAAUUAUCGAAGGCAGGUGUGUAGUCAAAAUCUUGCAAAGUAGACUUUCAGAGCUGUGCUCUCAGAAUUACACAGUACCUGUCAAAGUCCAUCAGUGAAAAGCUUCAUAAUUUAACUGACCCGUAGUUUGUUUUUCAGCUGCAUUGGGAAGGUGUCUGCAUUCUUGAUUGAUUUGUCUUUCUUGUUUCUCUUCUAACAUUCUGCUUGCAUUUGUGAGGACAGGAGCAUAAACUAUGACCUAGGGGCUCCUGUCUGAUGUUUUGCAACCAAGAACAGAAGAUAACCAAAAGAGAUAUUUUAAUCAUUUUUUUAUUAACAAGAUGGAAUACAUUCAAACCUUUUUUUUUCUUUCUGACCUGGGGAUACAAUUUAUGUACAAGAAAAGCUUAUUCCUAAGCAACAUGCCAAGAUAACUUUUUAUCUCAAAUGUAAGAUACAAGCAGUAAUUGCAUUACUUUAAAGAACCUUUAUAUACUUAACUUUCAUGGCUUAGAUAUGGUAUCAAGGUCCAUUAAUGCAUGCUGCUACAGCUUGUAAAAUCCCACUAAAUCAGUAAGACUGUGCCUAAAGUGAGAAGCAGUGUUAACAACUCACCAUGCAGAAUCAAUAUCAGUAUCAUAAAAGGGAGGGGCAGAACAAAUUUAACCUCAGUUUAAUGUUUAUCUUUGUUUAGAAUGGUGCUGAAUUUUAUAAAUCUGUAUUGAUUAGUAAGGGGAUAUGCUGCUUAAACUUGUAUAACUUCACUGUGUAGCUUAACAUUCCUAACUUUUUAUUAACUGACUUGAAGUAAAGAUACAGUUGUUGGAAGGAUUCCUAGGUGAAGAAGAGAGUAUGCAAGAAAGGACAACUGCUUUGAAAGUGUACACCAUAAUUAAUGAUGGUUUAAUAGGGAAAUUACUACUCCUAUGAAACCUGACACUCUUUAUUGUGAAUGCUGAUUAGCAAGAAAGAAGCCCUGAAUACACACAGAAUGCAUGCCUUUGGAAUAUUCAACAAGAGCAUUUUCAAUAAAAAAUACUCUGCAUUUCCGCA